CCUUCAACCUCUGCGGUGUGCUGGGUCGAAGAUGUUCGAGAACAGGCUUGGAAGGGGCAGCACCGUCGAUCGGUUGAUGGCUCGGGUCACAGCACCCCACGGUGGUCCAACGGCAAUAGCCAAGUAUGAAGUACGUGCAGUACUGUUCCCCUGCACAGACCCAACCAGCUGGAAAACGAGACUACUGACUGAAACGCAGUUAUAUGUGUGGAUGUUGCAGUCGAACACGACAAGACUGGACAGAAUCCCAAGCUUAAUUAUCAGCAUAUCCACCAAACGACAACAACACCGAUACCAAACUCCUCAUGGCCAACGAUCGUCCGCGUGAGCCAGACGGGAGCUCGAGAAAUCUCAAAAGGACUCGAUCGGAGGUGAUUGAAAUCAGUAGCGAUGAGGAUGGCGACCCAAAACAAGCAGCCGAUCGCCAUCGAACCAAGAUCGGAUCCCGAGAUCUCUCCAGUAUCCCGCCCGCCGCCUCAAGCGCCUCCAAACCUCAAUCAGUCCUCCAAAACAAGCCCGAACGUUACAAGCUAGAGUAUGAAAGACUGGCCCGACAACGCGCUCGAGAACUCGCGGCAAACCCUUCUGCAUCCUCCUCCUCCUCGCUCAGCCCAGCAGUUACCCCUACCGACCAAGGCCCUAAAGACUCGGAUCCAUCCAAAUCCGAGCCCUUCCCUAAUUAUUGGAAUUCUGCUAUCAAGGUGACCUUCAACGAUUGGUACCCUGAUUGUCCUAACGCGCUUCGAAUAGAAGAUAUCAUUGGACCGAAAGAUCGGAUCAAAAUGGCCUUGGUCAGCUCUUACGUUCUUGAACUCCCUUGGAUCCAUAAACUGUUCAAUCCAAGGACUCGGAUCAUGGUUAUCAGGCACCACACAGACUGUGGGUCGUUUAAAGUUAAUGAACGUGCGAACAUGUUCUUGUGCCAUCCCCCAAUGCUCAAAACUGCCAACGGUAACGCCAAACCCGGCUGUAUGCAUAUCAAAUUCUUUAUUAUAUUCUACGAUAAUUUUUGUCGAGUUGCGAUUCCGACGGCAAACGCAGUCUCGUUCGAUUAUGAAUUUGUUGAGAAUGCAAUUUGGAUCCAAGAUUUCCGACGGUUCAGUGGAAAUACGAUCGGAUAUAACAGUAGACGAUCUGAUGACGUGCCCCCGUUUCGAAAAACUCUUGACGACUUGCUCGACCGGAUGGGAGUCCCUCUCCCAUUUCGUAAACCACUGGAGGAUCAUGAUUUCCGCUCAGCGGCUGCAAAUUUGGUAGUUUCUGUUCAAGGCACCCAUCCCGCGAAUUCACCGAUGGGGCAAGCUCACUUGGCAGAGCAGUUGAAAACUCUUGGACUCCAGUCAGGACCGGGCACUGGCCGGACAGCUACACUGGAAUGUCAGGGUUCAUCAAUCGGCAGUUACGAUUUGAAGUGGCUCAAUAACUUUUACCGUUGCGCAUCUGGUUCCCCGCCAACAGCUAGUACUGAAGAUCCAGACUUGCAGACUAAGACGCCCCCGCUCUCAGUGCUAUACCCGAGCCUUCAUACCGUCCGAAAUAGUCACAGCGGGAAGGCUGGAGCUGGGACGUUAUUUUGUAACAAAGCCACUUGGGAAAAGGCGAAUUUUCCAACCCAUAUCUUUGCGGAUACCAUGUCCAAACGUACCGGAGUUUUAAUGCAUGUUAAGAUGAUCUUGGGUCUAUUCAACUCUGACUCAUCGGCGGAGUCGACUAGCUCAACACUGGCUACAGCUAGUGUUGAUAAGUCUGGUGCAAGAGAUGGGAGGAUUAAUAAGGAUCACGCUGGCUUCUUGUACAUUGGCUCUCAUAACUUUACUCCAGCCGCUUGGGGCAAGUUCAACUCGAAAUCGGGCUCCGAUGAUUCUACUUCACUGGAGAUCAGCAAUUGGGAGUUGGGGGUUGUGUUACCGGUCAAGUCACAUGCCCAGGCUGAGGAAUAUGUGACUUGGCAGAGGCCAACGAAACCCUAUGGACAUCGUGGGAAGGAUACUUCGAUCCCAUGGAUGCAAUUCUCACAUGGGCGUUGAGCUUGUUGUAAACUGAAGUAUUUGAUAGCUAUGUAGAGCUGGGAUUGAUUGUUUGAAUUAUGUGUACGAUCGUUAUUAUUUAUUUAUUUAGCUAGUUCUUCUUCAUGAUGAUAGAAAUCCAAGACGCGUUUUUUUUUCUUGUUCUUGUUCUAAUUCUCUGAUCGGAUGUUGUCGAAGUAAAUAUAAAUGGAAUUGAGAGCCUGCUCUUUGGCUUGUAUUGCUUGAUGAGAUCUUGAUGGUGUUGUGUUUGAUGUGAUGUCAUAGUG
Molecule: messenger RNA, 2293 nt
Organism: Puccinia graminis f. sp. tritici CRL 75-36-700-3
Lineage: Eukaryota; Fungi; Basidiomycota; Pucciniomycetes; Pucciniales; Pucciniaceae
Exons: 13
Coding region: 306-2027 (573 amino acids)
Biological process (GO): single strand break repair; double-strand break repair
Cellular component (GO): nucleus
Molecular function (GO): 3'-tyrosyl-DNA phosphodiesterase activity; double-stranded DNA binding; single-stranded DNA binding
Source: RefSeq, a predicted model, not a curated record